Molecule: messenger RNA, 1134 nt
Organism: Tarenaya hassleriana
Lineage: Eukaryota; Viridiplantae; Streptophyta; Magnoliopsida; Brassicales; Cleomaceae
Product: 14-3-3-like protein GF14 omega
Exons: 4
Coding region: 120-902 (260 amino acids)
Biological process (GO): signal transduction
Cellular component (GO): cytoplasm
Source: RefSeq, a predicted model, not a curated record
UCCCACUCCCUUCCUUCUUUUACCUCCCUAAACCUACACCCGAAUUCUAAAUCGCAUCUCUCUCCCUCUCUCUGAUCUGAGAUAUUCUGUGUUUGGAUCGAUCCUUCGAAGGACCAACAAUGGCGGUUUCGACUCGUGAGGAGUACGUCUACAUGGCCAAGCUCGCUGAGCAGGCGGAGAGGUACGAGGAGAUGGUGGAGUUCAUGGAGAAGGUCUCCGCCUCCGUCGAGAACGAGGAGCUCACCGUCGAGGAGAGGAAUCUCCUCUCCGUCGCCUACAAGAACGUCAUCGGUGCCCGCCGCGCCUCCUGGAGGAUUAUCUCCUCCAUCGAGCAGAAGGAGGAGAGCCGCGGCAACGACGACCACGUCGCUGCCAUCCGCGAAUACAGGUCUAAGAUCGAGUCGGAACUCUCUGGGAUCUGCGACGGCAUCCUCAAGCUGCUCGACUCCAGGCUCAUCCCUUCCGCUGCGUCCGGCGACUCCAAGGUGUUUUACCUCAAGAUGAAGGGUGAUUACCACAGGUACUUGGCCGAGUUCAAGACCGGUCAGGAGAGGAAGGACGCCGCCGAGAACACCCUCUCUGCCUACAAAUCCGCUCAGGACAUUGCCAACGCAGAGCUUGCUCCAACUCACCCGAUCCGACUCGGUCUCGCACUAAACUUCUCCGUGUUCUAUUACGAGAUCCUCAAUUCCCCCGAUCGUGCUUGCAACCUUGCUAAACAGGCAUUUGAUGAAGCCAUAGCCGAGUUGGACACACUGGGUGAGGAGUCCUACAAGGACAGCACCUUGAUCAUGCAGCUCCUCCGUGACAACCUUACUCUCUGGACCUCCGACAUGCAGGAUGAUGCUGCGGAUGAGAUCAAGGAAGCAGCAGCAUCAAAACCCGUCGAGGAACAGCAGUGAAAAAUCUUUGCUUGAACUGCUAGUUUUAGGGUUUGGAACCUCUUCCCCCUCUCUCUGAUGUUUUUAUUCAAAAAAAAAAAAAAAAAAGAGGCCGUUUUCUUUAUCUGGAUUGUUUGUUUUCCACCUGCUUCCUCUUGGGUCCUUUUGCUCGAUAUCUAUGUUUCUUUCCUUCUUUUCACUUGAACUCCGUUAUGUUCUCGCGAUAUGAAUGAAGAUCAUGAAGUUUUUUUUU